AUGAGGGGCGUGAGGGGCUUGAAGGGAAGGGAGAGCGUGAAGGGUUUCAACGGCCGCACAGCCCAUUCUCGUUUGCCUCUGGCAGCGAGUCUUUGGCGCUGCCGCUCGCCAGCCCUGCUGCGCUGCCUCACGAUCGAACCACUGGAGGCGUUGGGUCAUGGGCAGAAAAGGAAGAGGUUCCGAGGUACCAGAAGAGCCCCCUCAUUCUCGGGAGGCUCUUUUGGUACCUCUCCCGCUUCUCAACACACUCCUGCUCUCACCGCUUCUCAACACACUCCUGCUCUCACCGCUUCUCAACACACUCCUGCUCUCACCGCUUCUCAACACACUCCUGCUCUCACCGCUUCUCAACACACUCCUGCUCUCACCGCUUCUCAACACACUCCUGCUCUCACCGCUUCUCAACACACUCCUGCUCUCACCGCUUCUCAAACACACUCCUGCUCUCACCGCUUCUCAACACACUCCUGCUCUCACCGCUUCUCAACACACUCCUCUCUCACCGCUUCUGCUGCUGUGCCACACUCCGUUGCUGCUGCUGCCAUCCCUGCUGACGUGGCACGUGCUGGGCCGGAGGCUGCAAGUGCCGUGUCUGUCAUGUUGCCGUCAGGUUCUGUCACUGUUGCACUUCCUUCAGGUGCUGUCUCUGUUGGUUCAGGUGCCAGCCCUGAUUCGCCUGAGACUGCGGAGAGAAGAAUGGAUCAAAGUGAGUGGCAAGAUUUGAGGGGGAUAGAGAUGGAGGAGGGGAGAGAUGGAAGCGGGAGGAGUGAGAGUGAUGGGGAGAGGAGCGAUGGGAAGGAAGGAAAAGAGAGUGAGGGAGAGAGUGAGAAAUGGGAGGAGUCAGAAGAGUGGAGUGAUGUUGGUGAAGUGGUAACCAGUGAUGCAGGUGAUGCGGUAAACAGCGAUGCUGGCGAUGCGGUAACCAGUGAAGCUGGUGAUGUGGUAACCAGUGAAGCUGGUGAUGUGGUAACCAGUGAAGCUGGUGAUGUGGUAAUCAGUGAUGCUGGUGAUGCGGUAUCCAGUAAUGCUGGCGAUGUGGUAACCAGCGAUGCUGUGGAUGUGGUAACCAGUGAAGCUGGUGAUGUGGUAACCAGUGACGCUGGUGAUGUGGUAACCAGUGAAGCUGGUGAUGUGGUAAUCAGUGAUGCUGGUGAUGCGGUAUCCAGUAAUGCUGGCGAUGUGGUAACCAGCGAUGCUGGUGAUGUGGUAACCAGUGAUGCUGGUGAUGGUGGUAACCAGUGA
This is a messenger RNA of Closterium sp. Naga37s-1, 1242 nucleotides long. The record is from the annotation of a GenBank genome assembly. Lineage: Eukaryota; Viridiplantae; Streptophyta; Zygnematophyceae; Desmidiales; Closteriaceae.